Neurospora tetraspora is the source of this 1681-nucleotide messenger RNA. RefSeq names its product alcohol dehydrogenase-like protein Bli-4. Bases 197 to 1456 code for a protein of 419 amino acids. The transcript is spliced from 3 exons. The record is from RefSeq and is a predicted model, not a curated record. NCBI's taxonomy places the organism in Eukaryota, Fungi, Ascomycota, Sordariomycetes, Sordariales, Sordariaceae.
UGAGCCUCUGCGAGACCGAAUGCGAGAUUCGGGCGUACGAACGCUCGUGUCGGCUGAUAUUUCUUAUGAUAUAUGAUUGCGUAGGAUCGAUGGACAUCACUCGUUGCCAAGUUGUGGGGAGUUACUUAUUCUCUGGAUAGGAUACAUCAAGAACAUCACUGGGCGACGAUAACCCUGAACAUUGAGCUCACUUACCAUGUCGACCAAACUCUCUCAACGCCUCGCACGCACUGCCACUCUGGCACCAACAUUUCUAGUCACUCAAUGCAGCAGAGUCAGACUUGUACCCGUCGCAUCAGCUAUAAGGUCAUCCGCCAUUUCAACCAGACGUCCCUUCUCGACGGCUGAAGCCCGCUACCUUGCCAAAGUACCCGGCAUGGACAAGAUCAGGAACGCAAUAGCCGAAAACUUCGGCGGCCCCGCCUCCAAAAUCGGCACCACGCACUUCUCCCUCGACGACACCCCCGACCUCACAGGUAAAGUCGCCGUCAUAACCGGCGGCUCCGAAGGCAUCGGCUUCGGCGUCGCCUACACUUUACUCAAGCACAACCUCUCCAAGCUGUACAUCCUCUCGCGCAAGCGACAAAUGUUCGACGGCGCGCUGGCCGCCAUCGCGUCCGAGCUCGGGCAGGACAAAGCCGAUCGCGUGCACUGGAUCCAUUGCGAUCUCGAAAACUGGGCGCAAACCGCCGCAGUGGCGGAGCAGAUCAAGAAGGAGACUGAUCGGCUGGAUAUUUUGGUUAAUAACAGCGGGAGGGGAAUAAUGACGGCUGGAUUGACGGAGUACGGAGUGGAUAGACAUAUGGCUACGAAUCACAUGGGGCAUGUGGUGCUGACUUCUCACUUGUUGCCGCUGAUGAAGAAGACGGCUGAGGAAACGGGGGAGACGGUGAGGAUUAGUAAUCAGAGUUCGAACAUGCAUAGUGCGGCGCCGAAGGAGACGCAGUUCAAGAGUCUCGAGGAGAUUAAUGAGGAUGUGGGGCCCAAUGGACAGUAUGGACGCAGCAAGCUGGCAGGGAUUUUGUAUUCGAGGUAUUUUGAUAGGGAGGUGACGAGGAAGAUGGAUAGUGCCGAGGGGAAUGGGAAGAAAGGCAAAGGGAGGGUGGUGAUGAAUGCGACGCAUCCGGGGUUUGUGUCAACGAAGCAGAGUGUGGAGGAUAUUCAUGAGCCAUAUAGGUACCCCAUCCGCGGCUACGCCAUGUCCCACCUCAUGGAACCGUUCAAGAAGAGCCAGUUCGAGGGCGCGGUGCCGACGGUGUACGCGGUGACUAUGGCCAACGACGGCGGACAGUGGAUUUGCGCGCCGGCGAAGGCGGAACCGGGAAGUGACCUUGCGCAGAGCGACGAGCUGGCGGAUAAUCUGAUGGAGUUGACGAGGAAGAUUGUUGGUGAGAAGACGAGGCCUGAGUCGGUUGCGAGGGGAUGUCCGAUGGACGAUGUGGUUGUGCAUGCUUAAGAACACAUGUGUUUCGGUUGAAGGAUGGGGAUGAAAUUGUUGACGUCGGUGGUGGUCCACUAUUGCCGCUAUCGAAACCGGGCGAUCAGUGGAGCUGGUGGUGAUGUUGGGCAUGGUUACUUGUUAUGGAGACGCUUAAGGCCAUGAUGAUGUGCAUUAGAAUGCAGGCUUGAAGCUUGGCUGAUGACGACGGUGAGGUCUGCGAGAAAAAAGAGCUGAAGGUUU